Aphanomyces astaci is the source of this 1710-nucleotide messenger RNA. RefSeq names its product CAMK protein kinase. Gene Ontology annotation, molecular function: calcium ion binding; protein kinase activity; ATP binding. The record is from RefSeq and is a predicted model, not a curated record. Gene Ontology annotation, biological process: protein phosphorylation. Bases 16 to 1647 code for a protein of 543 amino acids. Lineage: Eukaryota; Oomycota; Saprolegniomycetes; Saprolegniales; Verrucalvaceae. The transcript has 9 exons.
GGACGCACAGCUGAAAUGUACCAACGAUGGCGGCGGUGUCUGUCGGCCCUACCGCUCGUUGCUGCGACAUCAUCGUGGCAUGUGACGUCGAAUGAGUCUUUCGUGCAGACGGAGCAGCAAAAGGGGAGACAGACCACGUCCAUAUCGGACAAGUACGAAGUCGGCAAGGUCAUCGGCACGGGCGGGUAUGCUGUCGUCAAGAUUGCCAAGGACAAAGCAACCGGUCAGGAAGUGGCCGCCAAGUUCUUCGACAUGAAGUCGGCGUCCACAGCAGAGAUCGAGGCAGAGAUCGACAUGCUCCGAUGGAUCGGCACCCAUGCCAACAUCGUGUCGUUGCGAGACGUGAUCUACGAACCCACAGACAUUGUCAUGGUCAUGGACCUCGUUCGGGGCGGCGAGCUUUUCGACUACAUUGUUAGCCAGGGCUCCAUCACCGAAGCCGACGCCAGCCGCAUGCUCCAUGACGUGUGCCUCGCUCUGCAGCAUCUCCACGAACGGGGCGUAUGGUGCGUCGCCAUCACAACCAUCUCACAUCGAACCAUGUCAUGCAUCUCUUGUAGCCACCGAGACCUCAAGCCUGAAAACCUCCUCUUGACCGAAGUGUCCGCCGACGCCGACAUCAAAAUUGCAGACUUUGGCCAAAGCCUGCGGCACGCCGUUGGGUCCAAGCUCAACGACGCGCCCCCCGGCGGCACCAUCGUAUACUGGGCGCCUGAAGUGAUUAAGCGUGCGCCACAGGAUUGUGCUGUCGACAUGUGGGCAUUUGGGGUGCUGCUGUACAUAACCCUCACGGGCAUCCACCCAUUCGAUCCCAAAGGCAACUACUCGGAUGCCCACAUCAUCAGCUUGGCCGUGCGCGGCGCCUACGAUGUGUCCAAUUCAUGGUACAAGAGCUUGAGCGACGAGGCCAAAGACUUGCUGGGCAAAUUGCUCACAGUGGACCCGAACGCCCGGUACACUGCGGCCCAAGUGCUAGGACAUCCGUGGAUGCAUCCGCGGCUGCGGCGACGGCUGAGCACCCGCUUCAGAGACGGCUUGUCGAGUCGUCUGCAGGGGUACCGCCGUCUCCAGCACCUUCGCGCCAACAUUGUGACUGUAUUGCUGUCGAACCAGCUGCAGAAUACAUCGCAAAGCAACUGGCUCACGAAUCAAAACCGCCAGUCGAAACCCACGCAGCAACUGCACACACUCAACCAACACGUGUACGAAGAAGUGUUUGCCUUGUUUGACCAAGACCAGAGCGGUAGCAUUUCCAAACAUGAACUCGCAGACGUGUUAAAAGCGCUCGGACAACAGUAUACGCCAGCGGAGAUCGAUGCGAUCAUGGUAUCGGCCGACGUGGACGGUGACGGUGGCAUUUCGUUGAUGGAGUUUACGACGCUCGUCAACUCGAGUCUGGUGCAAGUGGGCCAGUGGAACGACGCCGACCUCCACGCCGCCUUCCAAAUUUUUGACGUGAACCACGACGGGUUUAUUUCGGCGGACGAGUUGGCAUAUGUACUGAAUAUUCUCGACAAGACGCCCAUCUCCCCCGCUGAACUCGCCGAUUUGAUCGAAUCGAUUGACGAAAAUGGAGACGGUCAAAUCGACUACAAGGAGUUUUCAACCCUCAUGCAAACGUGGCUUGUUGAAGGCCGGGGAAGCUAGCUAGCUAGUUUUACUAAUGUUAUCGUCUAUGUAUUACUAUAUAUAUAUAAGUAUGUAUCGUCA